Molecule: messenger RNA, 951 nt
Organism: Plasmodium yoelii
Lineage: Eukaryota; Apicomplexa; Aconoidasida; Haemosporida; Plasmodiidae
Product: latency associated antigen
Exons: 1
Coding region: 1-951 (316 amino acids)
Source: RefSeq, a predicted model, not a curated record
AUGAAGACUAAUUUAGUUUUUGCUUUAUUUUUUUUGUUCAUAAGUGUGUGCGAAUCCAAUGCUAGUUUAAGAGGGCAAUCUGAAUUAAAUACUUCACAAGAAGGGAAAAAUGCCGAGCAUAGUCAACAAAAAGAUUCUGAUGUACAACCUGAAGGAUCUACAUCUAUAACUGGUAAUAGCGACACCCUUUCUGGUGUUGGUGAUGGUGCUGUUGUUGGUACUGGUCCUGGUGCUGGUCUUGGUGCUGGUGCUGGUGUCCCUGGUGGUGUUGCUGGUGUUGGUGGCGUCCCUGGUGGAGUUGGUGUUGGUGGUGUCCCUGGUGUUCCGGGUACUGGUGGUGUUCCUGGUGCUGUCGUUCCAGGAAGUCCUAGUUCAGAUUCAGAAAUUGAAGAACCACAAAAUGUAUUGACGGAAAUAACAAUAGAAAGCACUGAGAACGUUCAAAUAACAGAAGAAGAAUUAGCUGUAUGUGAAGAAAUUGAAGAAAGUUAUGAUGAAAUGGAAGAAGAAGAAGAAGAAACUGAAGAGCAAAUACCAGAAAACUUUGAAAUAAAUAUUGAAGAAGAUGAAGAUGAAGAAGAGGAAGAAGAAGAAGAAGAGGAAGAGGUCGAAGAAGAAGAGCAAACCUCAUCAACAGAAAAUCCCGAAGCAGGAGAACAAGGAAGUACGCAAACACAAGAAUCAAAUGGUACUAAUCCUGAAUCAUCUACACAAACCAAUACUGAUGAAAAUGGUCAAACUAUAAAGAAAGGUACAACCGGAGGCGCAGCGCCUUUAAUUAAUGCCAUAUCUAACGAUCCAAUUAAUGCAGAAUCUAGAAAUGUUGUUGAAUCUAAACAAGAAGCUAAAGAAAUAAUGAAAACCUUAGUUACUAUGUUUGACGAUGUCGAUGUAUUUGAUGAACCUGUAUUUGAUUUCUCAGAUGAUAUUUCACAAUUUCUUAUUAUAUAA